GUCCCAUGUAUGAUUAGAUAAUAGUCAAUUAAUCCUUCUUUCAGUCUGUCUCUCCUCACCGUUUCUUUAAUCUGUGAUUCCCCAGGGAAGGGAAGGGAAGAAAGAGAGGGAGGGAGAGAGAUUUGGCGCUGGUGGAGCUGAGGAUUUGGUAGGUUGGGAGGAAGAUACUGAUGAACUGAGAGGAGGGGCCACCCCCACCACCAUUUUCUAUGUUCAGCUCCAUCUUCUUCUCUUCCAAUCCUCUCUUCCUGACCCCCAUCACCCAGCUUAUUCUUCAAGCUCUGUCCUUCUCACACCUCUGCAAUCCUGGUGUUGGCUGCACCCGAUCUCCUCUCUUCCAUUACCUCUCAUCUCCUCGUCCCUUUUCUUGUUUGUUUCAUAAUUCUUGCGCUCCCAAACCUGUGUUUUGGGCUUCUUUGAUCCGAAAGUUGCUGCGAUGGAGCUCUAGUGGGCUUCGUCGCGUCAGCACCGAGCCAUUCCUCGUUCCGAUACGCCUCAAAUCUUUGUCAAGCCGCUGCCUUUCGAGCAAUUGGGAGUUGUUUGUCUUUCUUUCUUUGAUCUUCAUGUGGAGAACCCAAUCGAGCACCCAUCGGGAAGAUCUCGCGGCUUCACCUCUCUGAUGCUCUUCUUCUUCUUCAUCAUGUCAUCUUUCCCCUUCUUUCUCCUCCUCUCCAAGUCUCUUCCGUUGCAGCCCCUGCCUCCAUGGGCCGGUGAGGUGAGACUGCUCUCUGUCUUGUUCUGGCAGGAGUUAUUGUCCUCUCUGCUGCAUUUGUUCGACAAGUGUAAGCCGAUUAGUGCUCGAAAGUUUGGUGCUUUAUCGUCGGUCACGACGCCUCCAAGGAAGAUAUGUGGCCAAAGGGUGGAGAAUGCGGAGGAGAUGUCGGUCUUGGAUUUGCCAGAGCUGGCCCUGGAAUGCAUUCUGGGGAAGUUGUCACCGGCCGGGCUGUCUAACAUGGCAGCUGUUUGUAGCUCUUUGAGAGAGAGGUGCAGAAGCGAUCACCUCUGGGAGAAGCACAUGAAGGAGAAAUGGGAGAGAAUGAUUGGCGACGCAGCACGCAGAGAUUGGAAGCUCUACUUGGCUUCGAGAGAGGACUCUUCGGCAGGCAUCGCCGGCAGCAACAGCAGCAAGAAGUGGGUGGUCAGUGUGCUCUCUCGUGUGUGGCAUAUUUCCUGGCUGAAAUCUAGGAUUGAUGGUGGUAGCAAGACCAAGAAUCCUCUGCCUGAUGACUCCAUUAUGUCCUGGUACCAGUCACUGGAGAGUGGCAAGUUCUGGUUCCCAGCUCAGGUUUACAACAGGGAGCAUGGGCAUGUGGGGUUUAUGUUAUCGUGCUACGAUGCUGCAGUUAGAUAUGAUUGCCAGACAGACACUUUUCAUGCAAGGUACCCGCCACAUGGACGGCGAACUACAGUCGUGGAGGAGGGAGUGCAGUGGGAUAGGCUAAGGGCCCCCCCUGUUGAGACUCCUGCUCAUGAUCUUCAUAUCUCGGACUGCCUCGAUGAUUUACGUCCUGGCGAUCAUAUUGAGAUUCAAUGGAGGAGGAGCAAGGAGUUUCCAUAUGGCUGGUGGUAUGGAGUAGUUGGUCACUUGGAACCUUGUGAUGGAAAUGAGCAUUUCUGCUGGUGUCAUCUUAGCGACACUGUUGUCUUAGAAUUCAACCAGUACACACCUGGUUCGAGGUGGAGACGAGCAUCAAUCAACCCGAAGGAUCACAGAGAAGGGGGUAAUGAAACAGAUGGAUUUUUUGGAGGAAUAAGAAAACUCAAAAGCAAGGAUGAAAUAUCCAAGUGGAGACAGCUUUGGCCGGCAGAUGCUUUGGAGUAGACUUCAUCAAAGUCCUGGUUCAAGCAUCAUCUGUGCAUACUCCAUCAUGCCCAAAACACGACGGAGGACGUAAAAAUUAUUGCUGCACUAUCCAUCAGUUGUAGAGAUGAUUAGUAGCAAACAUAGCUGAAAAGCUAUGAGAUCGAGCCUGAUGGCAAUCUGCAGCUUGUUCUUGCAGAUUAUGGAUCGUUGUUGGACACAAGGAAUUCAAUGUAAAUUACAUAUUUAGCUUCUCA
This is a messenger RNA of Musa acuminata AAA Group (dessert banana), 2058 nucleotides long. Its product is annotated as F-box protein At2g32560-like. The record is from RefSeq and is a predicted model, not a curated record. The transcript has 5 exons. The coding region runs from base 620 to 1822 and encodes 400 amino acids. Gene Ontology annotation, molecular function: protein binding. NCBI's taxonomy places the organism in Eukaryota, Viridiplantae, Streptophyta, Magnoliopsida, Zingiberales, Musaceae.